Dryobates pubescens (Downy woodpecker) is the source of this 666-nucleotide messenger RNA. RefSeq names its product olfactory receptor 14J1-like. The transcript has a single exon. The annotation marks the transcript as partial. Gene Ontology annotation, biological process: G protein-coupled receptor signaling pathway. The record is from RefSeq and is a predicted model, not a curated record. NCBI's taxonomy places the organism in Eukaryota, Metazoa, Chordata, Aves, Piciformes, Picidae. Gene Ontology annotation, cellular component: membrane. Gene Ontology annotation, molecular function: olfactory receptor activity; G protein-coupled receptor activity.
AUGGACAAUUCCCUGAGGGACACCAGGGACAUCUCCUAUGCAGGAUGUGCUCUCCAGGUCUUCUUUUUCAUAUUCCUAAUGUCAGUAGAGUAUUUUCUCCUCACCACCAUGUCCUACGAUCGCUACGUUGCCAUCUGCAGACUCCUGCACUAUGAGACCCUCCUGGGCAGCAGAGUUUGUCUCCACCUGGCAGCAGCUGCCUGGGCCUCUGGCGCUCUCAAUGCUGUGCUGUACACAGCCGAUACAUUUUCCCUACCCCUGUGCCAGGGCAAUGCUCUGGACCAGUUCUUCUGUGAAGUGCCCCAGAUCCUCAAGCUCUCCUGCUCCACAUCCUACCUCAGGGAACUUUGGCUUCUUGUGGUAGGUUCCUCUUUAUUCUUUUUCUGCUUUGUGUUCAUUGUGGUGUCCUAUGUGCAGAUCUUCAGGGCAUUGCUGAGGAUCCCCUCUCAGCAGGGACGCCACAAAGCCUUUGCCACCUGCCUCCCUCACCUGGCUGUGGUCUCCCUCUUUCUCAGCACUGCCUUCUUUGCCAACCUCAAACCCUCCUCCAUCUCCUCCCCAUCCCUAGAUGUGGUAGUGUCAGUUCUGUACUCAGUGGUGCCUCCAGCAGUGAACCCUUUCAUUUACAGCCUGAGGAACCAGGAGCUCAAGGCUGCCCUGAGCCAA